Messenger RNA from Anopheles stephensi (Asian malaria mosquito), 2766 nucleotides. RefSeq lists its product as uncharacterized. NCBI's taxonomy places the organism in Eukaryota, Metazoa, Arthropoda, Insecta, Diptera, Culicidae. The coding region runs from base 1528 to 2766 and encodes 412 amino acids. The transcript is spliced from 3 exons. The record is from RefSeq and is a predicted model, not a curated record.
ACGUGUUUUUUGUAUCGUUUACUCCUUAGAGGCAAAAACAAAGGCUUUGACUGUGACUGUGUCUGUGUUGUUUUUAGGAAAGGUAAACCUGCUAGAAAACUGUAUGUGACAUUUACCAUAUUUGGCUCCCAAACCUAACUCUUUCUCACACACGCACACACACACACGCACAGGCGUCUGUUUCACAUCUCCCACAGUGCCCUCUUUAUCAGAGCGAAACGGAAGGGCGGAAAGAACAGCGGAAGGGAGGGGCUAUAAUUUUGAGAGAGCUCGCUCAACUGAUCCUUUCCAUGCAACACAUCAUUCAAGCACACUUGUAACAAAACCCACUCGAUAGUUUACGGUAGUACAUUAACGUCAAACUAUAAGUUAUAUAGCUAGACAAGGUGAGGCAAGAUUUUUUCUUACACCUCCUUGCUAAUAAAUACUUGCAACAAACGGAACAGCACAAGGAUACACAACAUUCAAACACACACUCACAGAGAUAUAACACAAACACGUACGUAACAACUUAGUGCAAGAUACUUACCCAAAUCCAGCACCUAGUGCACCGAUAAGCAUUUUUUGAUAACUGUCUACAGAGAGAGAAAAACAACAAAUAUAAACAGGCAAGAGAUAAACGAUAGAGCGCUCAGCCCCAAAGAAAAAGAGGGGUGCGUUUGUGUCUGUGUGUUUAUUGUAGUAUAUGCUCCUGCGGCAACAAUCUUAAACGAUAAGCGUAUAGUCAGCGUCAGUGUCAAGUAGUAGUACUCGUUGCAAGUGUCUUUUGCUGGAGCUAAUCAAUCGCCAAAAGGAAAAACAACCGAUACCGUCUAAUAAGCGUAACGCGUGCUGAAUGACUUUCUCAGCCAAUGCUAUUUUGCUAGCCCGAUGCAUGAAUUGAUGAACCAGUAGCAGCUGUCUGGAGGUGUAGCGAAAGUACGAGUUGCAUCCGUAUUAUUGUAUGCGUAUAGGUGGUUUACUCACUGUGCUUAGUAUUCUAAUACCAAUCAACCCUAUCCGCGCCGUAUCACUUUCAUCGGAGAGCUGUCAACUACCACUAGUCGUCAGCUGUCAAACGACAACAUAAACAAACACACACGUAAACACCGUGCGAAAGCUGUGUGCGAGUCCCACCAUCACGCAAGUAGGCUAGCCGAAACCAAUCUACCGGACUUGUCUUGAAGAAGGAAUUAAGUCGCAAAUUCGCUCUGCUGCUCUGGAGCUUUGCAGCAGCACAACACCAACUGGGCGCUAACAAGUUUCCCAAAACCCACCCCCGCCCCCAAUACACCUGCUUCCGGGCCCGACCUCAUCAUCGCCGGCAUUGUCGUCGUUAUUAUUGCUGUUAUCAUUGUUGUUGUUAUCACUGUUUGUUGUUAUUGUUGUGGAUGCGACACUGCGCCAUCGUUGUCGCCGUCGUCGUUGUCGGUGGUGGUGUUAGCAGCAGUAGCCGUCGUAGUAGUAGUAGCAGCAGCAGCAGCAGCAGCAGCAGCGACCCCUCCUAAUCGACAGUGCAGUCCGUGCUGGUAAGAACGCAAGCGCAAGAUGUAUGCAGCAGCAGGUGGCGCCUCGCUGGCGUCACGCCAGGCGCGCAAGAAGCAGGCCCAGCAGAACACAAAAAACAAGGCCACCAAUCAGCAGAUACUGCGGGAGAAGCUCGCGGCGAAGGCGGCCACGACGCCGACCAAGAGCAAACACUUCCACCAGCUACCGGCGUCCUAUCUGCGGGCACCCCAUCAACACCACCGGAAGCUUAGUGCGGGCUACACCAGCAUACCCGGGUCGGACCAGCAACAUCCGCACCACAAGUUCGGUGAUCAGCCCUGCGCGUCCUAUACCGGUGGUCCGGUGGCCCAUGCUCACGCACCACACAUAGGUGGCCCGGGACACGCCCACCACCAUCAUCACCAUCACCAUGCGGCACAGGGAGGUGUUCCGCAUCCGUGUCAUCUGCAUGGUGCUGGACCUUCCGGACAUCCGCCCGCUUCGGGAGCGUCCUUUCCUCCGAUGCCAAAACCGACUGGGUUCCGCGAGUACGAUAAGCUGGUACGUCGGCAGCAGCUUACAAAGUCGGCCACCGCCACACUACCGCUGGUGUCUCAGGCCCAGCAAGAUCUUACACCACCGCAAACACCAACGCUCGGAUUUGGAGAGUCGGCAGGUACCGAACCUCACCAUGGUGGUCACCACCACCAUCACCUACUGUUGCAGCAACAGCAACACCUUCACCAUCACUCACAGCAGCAUCUCGAUAAGGUGGGCAUCUCGGGUCAGGAGGAGGGCGAAAGUGGAGUCACGCAACCGCUGACGCUGCAGAUACCGAACGAUCCGAUCAUCAUUACACCUGCCACACCGCAGGCUACACCCCCGGCCCAUCCGCUGACCAGCCCGACGCCCGGUGCGCUCGAGCGCAAGUGUAGCGUGUACCGGGGCCGCAAGCUCGAUCCGUUCGAGGAACAGUUCUACAACGCGACGACAAUAAACAACGCCCAGCAUCCGCACCAUCAGUAUCAUCCGGACGAUGUGUUCUUCCCGCCGGGGACCGGCAGUGUGCCGAAUGGGGGUGGUGGCCAUUCCACGACCACUACCACACCCGGCCACCAGCAGGUGCCCAAGUGGGACUCGGAGUACUACUGCUGCGAGUGUGAUCAUCGCCAGUACGGUGUGUGUACCUGUGAUCAGUUCGAGAUUAUCGCCAACUUUAUCUUCAUCUACACCAUAUUGAAUAUUAUGUCUCUUCGACGAUUCCGAUGCUUCACACUGAAUUCAUUGAGGAUACGCUGA